AUGACCACAGAUGUACACAGCCGAUGCUUCCGGCAGUUCUGUUACCACGAGGCUGAUGGGCCCCGAGAGAUGUGGGGACGAUCCGUGAAGAUGGAAGCGAAGCUCUCUGAGACAGAAGGAGCUCCGUCAGAGGAAAGUCAGAGGACGCAGGCCCAGGAGGAUGCCCGAGAUGCCCUGUCAAGUGAUGAAGGCAAGAAUGAAGACUUGAGAGGAAACUUCAGAAACCAAGUUGGACCUAAGAGGCAGAAAAGAAGCCACGUGGUCAGGAAGAGGGGUAAACCCAUUCCUUGCCAAGGGGGGGAUUUCCAAGAAGGAAUUCACAUGGUGAAGGAAACAUACAAGUCCUUGUCGGGCGGAAUGAACUUCUCAGACCCAUCCCAGUAUAAUGUCCAUUUACGGAUGCACACUGGAAAGAAGACCCAUCACCGGCUGGUCUGUGGAAAGACCAUGAUUCGCAGAGCAGACCUCCUUAGACAUCAAAGAACACAUUUACGAGAGAAGCCUUAUAGCUGCUCAGACUAUCACAACAGAUUCUCAAAGAUAUCAGACCUUGUUCAACUCCAAAGGAUUCAUACAGGAGGGAAGCAAUUUAUUUGCUCAGGGAGUGAAACGAUGUUCUCUGUCAAAGGCAAAGAGAUUCAGGUGCAGUGGCACUCUUCGAAGUCAUAUAAGAACCAUACAAGGGAGACGCCUUUUGUGUGCUCAGAGUGUGGGAAGACAUUCAGUCAGAGUAGCCAUCUUCAAACCCAUCUAAGAACCCACACAGGCGAAAAACCUUUUGAAUUCUCAGAGUGUGGGAAGAGAUUCAGUGACAGUACCACUCUUCAAAAUCAUCUAAGAAUCCACACAGGGGAGAAGCCUUUUGAAUGCUCUGAGUGUGGGAAGAGAUUCAUUGACAGUAGCACUCUUUCAAAACAUCUAAGAACCCACACAGGGGAGAAGCCUUUUGAAUGCUCUGAGUGUGGGAAGAGAUUCAUUGACAGUAGCACUCUUUCAAAACAUCUAAGAACCCACACAGGGGAGAAGCCUUUUGAAUGCUCAGAAUGUGGAAAGAGAUUCAGUCAGAUUGGCACUCUCCAACUUCAUCUAAGAACCCACACAGGGGAGAAGCCUUUUGAAUGCUCAGAAUGUGCAAAGAAAUUCAGUCAUAGUAGCAGUCUUCAAAAACAUCUAAGAACCCACACAGGGGAGAAGCCUUUUGAAUGCUCAGAAUGUGCAAAGAAAUUCAGUCAUAGUAGCAGUCUUCAAAAACAUCUAAGAACCCACACAGGGGAGAAGCCUUUUGAAUGCUCAGAAUGUGCAAAGAAAUUCAGUCAUAGUAGCAGUCUUCAAAAACAUCUAAGAACCCACACAGGGGAGAAACCUUUUGAAUGUUCUGAGUGUGGAAAGAGAUUCAGUAGCAGCAGCCCUCUUCAAGAACAUCUUAGAACCUGGACUAAAGAAACUUUUUCUCACAGAGGCAGUGCUCUACGAGAAAGCCUGUAUGACAGAGGGAUGUACCCAGGAAAGGACACCGGGCGUCCGGAGAGAACAUCUCGAAGGGAAGACGAGAUGUGGGCAGCGGAGAGAGAAAUUCAGAGAGGGGAAAGAGACUCAGCUGAAAGGAGCUAUGACCCCCGAGACGACCAAAUAGAAGAUCUUGAGAAGGUUUCCUUGGUGGUGUGCACCAUGCGUUCUGCCUGGCCGUUGGUGGCCGGGUGGAAGGGCGCUGACUGGACGUGGCGAAUCCCGCAGUACCUCGUGAAGUCCUGGAACUCGCUGGAGGUGAAAGGCGUGCCGUUGUCGGUCACCAGGGUGUCCGGAAGGCCGUGUGAGCUGAAGAUGUGGCGCAUUGCACUGAUGGCCGCCUUUGAGGAGGUUGAAGGGGGACCCCUCUAUCCGGACCGAAACGUGGACUUUGUUCCGGCCUGCGCGGGGAAGGUCACCUACCUGGGGCUGGGGGUUGAUGGCGUUGGUGUCGAGCGAGUGCAGGUCCACGGUGUGGAUCGGCUCCAUCUGGUGGGUGGACUUCCUGCGCUGUUGUCGGUGGCUGCGGCAGACCUUUGCAAUGUGGCCCUGUUUGUUGCAGACCCGGAAGACGGCAUUGCGGAAGCGGCAGUUCCGGCGUUCAUGUGGGGACGAUCUGUGAAGAUGGAAGCAAAGCUCUCUGAGGAAGAAGGUGCUCCGUCAGAGGAAAGUCAGAGGGUGCGGGCCCAGGAGGAUGCCCUGUCAAGUGGAGCAGAUGUAGAGGAGACAGCUGGGGAAUUCCAGGGGUUCUCUUUGGAAAAAGUCAAGAAUGAAGAUGCUGAAGGACACUUUGGAGAUGGACCACAGGGGCAGGAGGGAAGCCAAGCAGGAGAGAAACCAUAUAAUUGCUUGCAGUGUGGAAAGAGCUUUGCAGGGGAAGUUGAGGGGGAUGAGGAACUGCAUCCUCUAUCACCAGAUGAAGUCAAGAAUGAAGACUUGAUAGGAAACUUCAGUUACCAACCUUUUGAAUGCUCAGAGUGUGGGAAGAAAUUCAGGCGCAGUGGCCAUCUUCAAAUACAUCUAAGAACCCACACAGGGGAGAAGCCUUUUGAAUGCUCAGAAUGUGGAAAGAGAUUUAGUGACAGUAGCACUCUUCAAAAACAUCUAAGAACCCACACAGGGGAGAAGCCUUUUGAAUGCUCAGAAUGUGGGAAGAGGUUCAGUCAGAGUGGGGCUCUUCACGGACAUCUAAGAACCCACACAGGGGAGAAGCCUUUUGAAUGCUCAGAAUGUGGGAAGAGGUUCAGUCACAGUAGCACUCUUCAAACCCAUCUAAGAAUCCACACAGGGGAGAAGCCUUUUGAAUGCUCAAAGUGUGGGAAGAGAUUCAGUGAAAGUAGCAGUCUUCAAAAACAUCUAAGAACUCACACAGGGGAGAAGUCUUUUGAAUGGUCAGAGUGUGGGAAGAGAUUCAGUCAUAGUAGUGCUCUUCAAGAACAUCAGAGAACCCACAUAGGGGAGAAGCCUUUUGAAUGCUCAGAAUGUGGAAAGCGAUUCAGUCACAGUGGCCAUCUUCAAACCCAUCUAAGAACCCACACAGGGGAGAAGCCUUUUGAAUGCUCAGAGUGUGGGAAGAGAUUCAGUCGCAGUGGCACUAUUCAAAUACAUCUAAGAACCCACACAGGGGAGAAGCCUUUUGAAUGCUCAGAGUGUGGGAAGAGAUUCAGUCGCAGUGGCACUAUUCAAAUACAUCUAAGAACCCACACAGGGGAGAAGCCUUUUGAAUGCUCAGAGUGUGGGAAGAGAUUCCGUGACAGUAGCACUCUUCAAAGACAUCUAAGAACCCACACAGGAGAGAAGCCUUUUGAAUGUUCAGGAUGUGGGAAGAGAUUCAGUCAAAGGGGCAGUCUUCAAAGCCAUCUAAGAAUCCACACAGGGGAGAAGCCUUUUCAAUGCUCAGAGUGUGGGAAGAGAUUCAGUCGCAGUGGUCAUCUUCAAAGACAUCUAAGAACCCACACACGGGAGAAGGCUUUUGAAUGCUCAGAAUGUGGGAAGAGA
Gekko japonicus is the source of this 3504-nucleotide messenger RNA. RefSeq lists its product as uncharacterized. The transcript has 12 exons. Gene Ontology annotation, biological process: regulation of transcription by RNA polymerase II. The record is from RefSeq and is a predicted model, not a curated record. NCBI's taxonomy places the organism in Eukaryota, Metazoa, Chordata, Lepidosauria, Squamata, Gekkonidae. Gene Ontology annotation, molecular function: RNA polymerase II cis-regulatory region sequence-specific DNA binding; DNA-binding transcription factor activity. The annotation marks the transcript as partial.